AUGGUGGUGGACAACCCGGACCCUAACCGGGCGUCGGCACCGCAAAGCCCGCAGACUGCGGACAAGGCAGUCAAUAGUCCUAUGGUAAUAUUAUGCAAAAUAAUAUUUUCUUUUUACAUAUUCCUCUUGAUUUUAAACCUAGAAUAGAAAAAAACCGGGAAGUAGAUAAGAUCAGAGACAUAUUUGUUCGCUAUGUGAAGUUGCGCAACUAAAAAAUUUGUCAUCUUUCAGACCUCUGAUGACACAGAUGACGAUACCAUACUCGAUUCUCCGCCAGUACGACGUAGAUAUCAAGCAUACACGGUCAUGCAGAGGAGUGGAUUCCAACAUACUGAGUAAGCCGCUCCUUAGUUGAGUAUUGUAAUUCAUAGUCUCGAUUCCAACAAAGUUGGAAAUAAAUGUUGAUCCAGAUACUUUUGUGGAUUCUUCGCAUUUAUAUUCGCCGAUAUUCAUCUCGUCAUCGCGUUCCAUUUGCCCUAGAUUCCUCGUUCUUCUUCUCUUCUCUUCUUCCAAUUGAAUAUGAAACCUUUCAGGUAUGUCCAGAUCAUUACCCAUCUCUCCAAGGCCGAGAUCCUGAUCAGUCUCGUCUUCAUGUGCCAUGGAUUAUCAUGUCCUGGAUUCCAGACAGACUCCGUUUAUCAAUCGACCUGCCAUAUAAAUGUGCUCGCUGCUUUGGUGGGGAUAUUUACUGGAGGUGUUGGGUUGGGGGCAGUUCACAAGUUCAGAUGGAAGAAUAUGUUGGUGAUGUGGUUGAUCAUGUGCAUCAUCUCUUCAGUGGCCAAUCUGCUGGCCGUAAUUACAACCGGUGUUUGGUUGGAUCACUUGAAUAAGAUGAAAGAGAGGACGGGGAUCGCCAAUGGAUUGAGUGGGAUGAUGUUGUUGGGAUCAGUUCUGGUCGGGGUCUGCUUUAUUCUGACGGCCGUUUUGAUCUGCCAUUACUGGGCAUCCAAUUCGUCCAAAUAUCAAGCUGUUGGGCGGAUGGCAGUAAGUAUAACACAUUCUUCUAUCUAAAUUUCUUUAAAAAUGCCUGUUAUUAUAUGGGCCUUUUCCAGAAACGAACGCGCAGUGUUCGACGCCGUUCCAGCCGAAAUAGUGGGACCGAUCGUUCCGGCAGAAGCUCGCGAUUGGAGAGAAUGCCAUCGAUUAAACAGUAUCACAUCGUUUAG
Molecule: messenger RNA, 1166 nt
Organism: Bursaphelenchus xylophilus (pine wood nematode)
Lineage: Eukaryota; Metazoa; Nematoda; Chromadorea; Rhabditida; Aphelenchoididae
Source: the annotation of a GenBank genome assembly